GAAGAAGAAGAAGAAAAGAGCUGAGGGAAGCAGUGUAGUGGUUGAAGAAGUGCAGAAUAUUAUAAAAUCGUCCGCAACACGUCAAUUCUCUGCGCGUGUCAUCCACGGAAAGGGCCACUAUGGACAGCGAUGAUGAUAUGGAAGAAGUCGUUGAAGGCCCUCUGGAUGAGGAUGACCAGCCUCACGGGUUCUGUACAGUCACUUUCUCCUCCAGCGAUCGCUUUGAAGGACAUUUUACACAUGGAGAAAAGAAUGGAAAGGGCAAGUUCUUCUUUUUCGAUGGCAGCACCUUGGAGGGGUUCUAUGUGGACGAUGCGUUACAGGGUCAGGGGGUAUACUCGUACGAGGAUGGAGGGGUCCUCCGUGGGACCUAUAUGGAUGGGGACCUCAACGGCCCUGCACAGGAGUUUGACUCUGAGGGCCGGCUGAUGUUUGAAGGCCAGUACAAAGACAACAGCCGCUAUGGGGAGUGUUGGAUCUACUACCCUGACCGUGGCAGUGUAUUUGGGCAGGUGAACGAGGAUGGCGAGAUGACCGGUAAAGCAGUGGCAUAUGUUUACCCUGAUGGCCAAACGGCUCUCUACGGGAGCUUCGUGGAGGGGGAGCUGAUCGAGGCUCGACUCGCCGCCCUGGUUUCCAUGGAGACCACCAGACCACACUUUGACGUUUCAUCUGACAGCCCUGUGUACUCCUAUGAUAAAUCCACUUCCACCUGUAUCGCUACCCACACUCUUCUUCCAGACCCCUAUGAAAGCAAAAGGGUAUUUGUGGCAGACUCACUGAUCUCAGGUGCAGGAGAAGGCUUGUUUGCCAAGAUGGAUGUUGAGGCCAAUGUUGUAAUGGCCUUUUACAACGGAGUACGCAUCACACACUCGGAGGUAGACACUAGGGAUUGGUCCCUGAACGGGAAUACCAUCUCCCUGGAUGAGGACACGGUGAUCGACGUUCCACAGCCCUUCCACCAGAUGGACAGAUACUGUGCCUCGCUGGGACACAAGGCCAAUCACUCCUUCACCCCAAACUGCAAAUACGACCCAUUCGUCCACCCUCGUUUUGGACCCAUCAAGUGCGUCCGCACCCUGCAGGCGGUGCAGAGGGAUGAGGAGCUGACUGUUGCCUAUGGUUACGACCACGAGCCAUCGGGGAAGAGCGGUCCAGAAGCACCAGACUGGUACAAACAGGAACUGCAGGCCUUCCAGCAAAGACAGGCUACCAACGGGCAGUAAAAAAAAACGCACUACUACUCCAGUCAAUCUACCCAAACAACUACUACUCCAGUCAAUCUACCCAAACAACUACUACUCCAGUCAAUCUACCCAAACAACUACUACUCCAGUCAAUCUACCCAAACAACUACUACUCCAGUCAAUCUACCCAAACAACUACUACUCGUAUAACUGCUACCCACCUCCCUGCCCUUUGCACAGGAGCAAUAAGUCCCAAAAUGUAAAAAAAUGAAAUAAUUUCAAAAUACCGACCCAGUUGGGGCAACUUUCCCGAUCUGAACUAAUGUUACCCUUACACCUAAACACCCUCUACCUUAACAGUGCUCUCAAUGAAGCCCUGUUUCAACCUCCACCUACUCAUUGAUAACCGCCCUCCUCUAGACUGAACCCCUCUGCCUGAGCCCCCAGUCUUGCUACGGCUGCUCCUUGAGGACAAAUGGCACAGACUCUUUCCAAACAUUGAAGGGUUGUUCCAGAGCUUGGCAUCAGGUGGAAUGUGUGAUAUGUCGCUUUGUAUGAUAUAGGAAUGGGACACUGCUGUCUGUACGUGGGUGAGGAUGUUAUGGUGCUAUGGAGAUCAGCACUAACCCGGCCACACUUGCACUUAAACACAGGAACAAAUGGUUUACGUCAAGAGACCAAUCAGAUGUAAUGUACAAGGUUUACUGCUGUAUUUGCUGCUUUGUGAGUCUUGUUCUCACCAACCUGUCUUUUAUACAACCUAUGGACAUGAACUGGUAUGUGGACUGUCCUUGAUAUUAGUUUGGUAAUUGUGAUGAAGUUAGACCCCUAUUCCUUUUACUCUGCUGUGACAGGAUGUGUACUGGCUGUUUAAACCUUGUUCCUGUGUCAAUCUAAAUAGGUUUCAAGACAUUGGUGUUGCCAAAUAAUUUCCCCAACAUCACCUGAGUAUAGUAUAAAUUAGAUUUUAAAUGGCCUCUUGUGCCACUUAGAGUAAAUUGACAUGGUUGGCUUUCUAACCUUUUUUUGACAUGCAUUAAAUACUAACCAAUGAUGUCUAUAGUUAUUUAGUUACAUUUAUUUAUCAACACUUCUCACCUUUUGGUUUGUGUUAUUGUCAACUCUGCACAUGAUUCAGACCAAUAAGUGAGCUCAUCUUUGGAGACUGCUUCUCUUUUGGAUAAAAAGAUCAACUGUGAUGGAAGUAGCCCAGACUAAACACAAAUAAAGACUACAUGAACCAUC
Molecule: messenger RNA, 2432 nt
Organism: Oncorhynchus tshawytscha (Chinook salmon)
Lineage: Eukaryota; Metazoa; Chordata; Actinopteri; Salmoniformes; Salmonidae
Gene: setd7
Product: SET domain containing 7, histone lysine methyltransferase
Exons: 8
Coding region: 120-1226 (368 amino acids)
Biological process (GO): regulation of DNA-templated transcription
Cellular component (GO): chromosome
Molecular function (GO): protein binding; histone H3K4 monomethyltransferase activity
Source: RefSeq, a predicted model, not a curated record